Messenger RNA from Cladophialophora immunda, 1133 nucleotides. RefSeq lists its product as uncharacterized. The transcript has 2 exons. Lineage: Eukaryota; Fungi; Ascomycota; Eurotiomycetes; Chaetothyriales; Herpotrichiellaceae. The coding region runs from base 249 to 902 and encodes 217 amino acids. The record is from RefSeq and is a predicted model, not a curated record.
AGGUAAUGAGUGAGGGUGCCGCCAUCUGAGGAGGAGUUAGAGUUGAUGGCCGUCUCCAACAGACGAAUGAUACGGCACACCUCCUGCAUCCAUUUUCAACAGCCGCAAUUCAUCGUCGAGACUUCAAGACCCGCGGCCCGCCGGCGAAGACCUGAUCUCCCAAGAACUCAGACUUCAUCAAGCAUAUAACGCGAGAGAAACCGUCCUUGCUGUAAACCAACUCGUCCGCUGCGCUGUUCCCCGGCAAUAUGGCUCAGGCGACAGAAGUUGUCUUCUUACCCCUCAAAGAGGGGAACGAUCCUCAGGGCCAGAAGUUGAAGGCUACAAUUGAAACCAUCCUCAAGCAAGGUGGACCAUUGCGCAUCUAUUCUGGUCCACAGGUCGAACAUCCUAAUGUUCACAAUUUGUUCAUCGACUGGACUAGCAUUGGCCAUCAUGAGAAGUUCAUUGCGUGGGACGGAUACAAAGCCUUCCUGGACGAUGCUGUGACUCAGUGCGAGAAACCACCCAGUCUUUAUCAUGUCCAUUUUGAACCGUUUCCGCCUUCUGCGGCUUUCUCUGAGGUGACUGAGUUUCUCAUGGUUUACUUCCCUGCCGACUAUUCGGCCGAGGACCAAAAGACGUUUCACGAAGGGAUGAAGAAAUUUGGGGCUACCGUCAAUCGUGAUUGGGAAGGAUGCAGGGGAACAGCAGGCGGUUGGGUUGCAGAAGAGCUCGAAGACCCUAAGACCUCGGAGAAGGCCAAAGUCUAUGUUUACCUCAUUGGGUGGGAAAGUGUCGAUUCGCACAUGAAGUACAGGGAUACCCAGUCCUUCAAAGACAAUAUCCAUCUCCUGAGGGGCGGAAAGGAUCUGAAGAAUUUGGCCAUGGUCCAUGUUGCAGCCAAAGAGUUCAAGGCGUGAAUAGACUUGAAGCCAAUGUGGCUGCGGUGUCGCUGUCAGGCCACCUCGAGAGUCAAACAAGACAUUGGUCAGUCUUUUAUAGGGGUCGAUAAUACUCACUCACUACGAUGGUGGCAGAAUCUGAGAUAGAUAUCAUUGUGGAAGGGUUGAUACAAGCGAGGCAGUCGAAAGGGCUUGGAGCCGAACAAUCACGCCAAGCCGGAUGCCCAAUUUGGGAAAUCCUGAUGUUGA